AUGACACAAAAGGAGCCUGGAAAAAACACUCCUCCCCCCUUUCUCGAGCUCUCACAUUCAACAAUUUAUGCUUUACAAGGCAUCGCCCAGGCACAUACUUCAUCAAGUGUCAUUGAUAUUGACAAUGUGCUGACACUUUGGACCACAUUGGCGAAUUCAAGUGAAUAUAUCAGAAAUGGUCAGAGGCUGGAGAAUAUUAGUUGGCGAGUGGUAAAUCGCAGCAUACUUCAUAAGCAGAAAUUCAGCUCGCAUGAUUUUUUUUCACUUUUACAGAUAUCAAUGAGCUCACCGGAGGCAUGCCGAGAUAGCCUGUGGAAACAGAGCCAGGAUCUGAAGCUUCGGCAGGCGAAUCAUCGUAUUGAAUCUGUAAAUUUAUCACAGGGUAAGGGUGGGAAAGAGAUGUUGGAAGAAUCAUCUAAGGAUAUGUUGAAAGAAUCGUCUAAAGAAAGUUUGAAAGGAUCAUCUAAAGAGAUGUUAAAAGAAUUAUCUAAAGAGAUGUUAAAGGAAUCAUCAAAGGAAAUGUUAAAGGAAUCAUCCAAAGAAUCAUCUAAAGAAACGUUAAAAGCAUCAUCUCAAAUACCAUUAAAAUCAUCACAGACACCGUCACUUUUCCAAUCUAGAAAGCAGUUGAUGUCUCGCACAUGUUUACAAGCAUCGUCAGGAGCAUCCCGUCCUUCAUAUUCACACUGUUCGCAUUCGCGCUCUUCACGUUCACACUCGUCUGAUUCUUCACACUCCUCGAAUUCUCACUCUUCACGUUCAUUUCUACACUCAUCUUCGCAAGCAUCAUUGCAGACUCAAGAGGCAGCAUCUUGUGUAAAUGCAAAGAGUACACCCUUGACCCGGCGUAACCUAAGAAAGCAGGAUGAGCGUGCAAACAGUAAUGGGUUGAGCAAAAAGCAAAAUUCAAUAAACAGACAAUUGCAAAAGCAGAUGCCAAGACGAGGCCAGCAGGACGUUCCAUCGGCAGAGGGGUCGCAGACAUCGUUGUUCCAGCGGCAGAGCAGUGCUCGAAAACGGUAUUCGACACAUACAAUACUGCCGGAGGCCUUAGUUGUUGCAAAUCACAGUUUCUUGAAAAAACAGGUGGCCCCUAAUAGGUUAGGAAGGCCACAAGAAGCCGGCGGAUCGGGCAGUGGCCCGCUGGAUGACCAAACGAGGCAUCUAUACGAGCAGCAACGAAAAUAUAACGGGCAGUUAUCACCAAAGUCAGACACUCAGAAAUCUCAAGUGUCGUUAUUUGGGCCUCCAAGACGUAUCGAGCCGCAGGAAAUCGACUUUUCGUCCUCGGACGACUCGUCGGACGAUUCCGGGUGGUCGUCUCUUUCCGACGACUCGGAAUUCGACGAUGAUGAUGUGGGCAGGCAGUCGGACAGGUUGUUGUUUGAAAAAAAGGCACUUGGUCCUUCGCACUACGAAACGGGAAGCGGGGUGGGCACGGGCGGCACCGGACAGCCUGGUACGGGGUCGUCGCCCGCUGUGCCGAGUGCCCCCGGCCGGAAGUCCCUUCUCAGUGGGUUGUUUCUAGACGGCCGGCGGGCGAAUGCCCCUGCAUUGAAUACGCCGAUGAACCAGAGGCAGCGGGAGAGGCGGAUACGGGAGAUGCGGGAGGAGAGUAUGGAGGAAAGAAAGCGGAUGCAAAAUGAAGAACAAAAUCAGAGGAAAAAAGGCACUAAGCCCAAAGGCACCGAAGGCACCGAAGGCACACCUCGGAGCAAUAUGCAAAACAGCCAAAUCCAUCAAAACCAUAUGCACCCUACCCCUCCUCAGACAAGCCCAAAACUCGUGUAUGCAAACGAGGGAUUCCCAGAUGGCAGGCAUUCGAAAGUGGGGCACGGGCUGCCCCCAGGCUUGCCGAACAGUCGGGCGACGGCGCGGGCAUCGGCUGUUACCACAGCAGUGCCGAAAUUCGUUCCCCCGGAAAACGCCCGCGAAUUGUUAAAGAGGCACUCGGAGACCGGCCCAAAAUCCGCGAUAUCGUUGGCGUCAUUUUUCACGGCCAGGCGGAACUCGCAGCAUCCAGAGCCCGGCAGAACGGCCCGCGCCUCCGCGAUCGAGCCCAGCCGGUAUGACCUCCACCACCACUCGAAUGCUCCCCCAACGGCCACUACGUUGCUCCCGACGGCAUUGGCCACACACAUGUUUUUGCCUACGAUGAGUUUGCGCCAGCAGGCGAGGGCCCGGCACCGGGAGCCCAACCAGCUCAAGCUUGCCGCCUUGAGCCACCGCCACGCGGUCAGCCCGCCCUCGGGCAAUUCCUCACGCAGUGACCUUGCCGCCGGCCCGUCCUCCGUGAAAACUAACACCUCGUCCAUUGACAUCCCGGGCAGCCAGAAGCAGGCUGCAGGCGACCUCCCCGAUACCCAGGGGAGGUCCUCGAGUGGGGCAUCCGCGCGAAGAAGCAACUCCUCGGCCUCCCGGAUGUCCGCCAAGUCCACCAGGCUGGAAAUGCUUUCCAAGGAGCUCCCGCUGAAAUUGAUGGAUUCUAUAAAAAACGAAAACAGGCUGCUUUACAGCGGUGCAUACGACGAUUUCGACUCCUCACACCGCAGCAGAAGCCGCGAUGGAAGGCAGGCUGUGCAGGAGGGCACCACUGUUGCCCGUGCGGGUAGCCAUGCCGAACAGUCGGGGACCCGGCAGAAGGGGCAACAGGCAGAAGCUGCAGAAAAGACCACCUUACAGAAGGGUGGGCAGCAAUCGGAAAAUGAUGAUGAGGAUGAUGACAACGAUAACGUUAACGAUAACGAUAAUGAUAACGAGGCCAACUCCAAUAUUAUCGCCGACGGUAUCAUGGGCAACAAGCUGAAAUUCUUCCAUUCACAUCGCUCAGGCAUGCAUAAGGCAUUGUCUGAUUUUUCCGCCAAGUGCAACGGCCUGCAUCGCUGCAAGAACACCCUUGCACCAGACCUGCUCUUCAGCGAUGAUGGAUACGUCGAUGACAGGUUGAUAAGACUCAAAGCCCAAGUUAAUGGUGUUGUUAGUCGCCGGGAUGAUGAAGAUUGGGAUGCUGAUGAUCUGAGCUACCAUGCCAGGGGAUGGUGA
Molecule: messenger RNA, 3042 nt
Organism: Brettanomyces bruxellensis
Lineage: Eukaryota; Fungi; Ascomycota; Pichiomycetes; Pichiales; Pichiaceae
Exons: 1
Coding region: 1-3042 (1013 amino acids)
Source: RefSeq, a predicted model, not a curated record